AUGUUUUCGCAGUGGCGCGGCAAGCGUCACUACCCGUUCAACGAUGCAGACACGGCCGCAUCAGCCAUCGGCGACGCCAACGCCGUUGGAAGGAGCUCUUCCCGGCUCGCCAACCCCAAGCAUGCCCUGCGGAUCAACGCGGCCAUGAGCGGUCUCCGUACAAAGGCAAUCGUCAGGCCCGCCAGCCGCGGCCGCGGGCCUCGCGACGGCAGCACCUCCAGCCAAUCCGACUACGACUUUGCAGCAGGCCCACGAUCCGGCAGCCGCGGUGCAAAGAGCCUCGAGUUCGGCAGCGGCGUCGUUCCAGAGCCCCGCAGCGGGGACGAUGACACAUAUGCCGACUUCCGUUCCGCGCCAGUCUCGCUAGACGCGGGCCCCUCUGCACCACCACUACUGGAGCCGCCAUCUCCUAGGACGGUCAUUGCCUCCGGACCCUCGUCUCCCCGACGCCCACCUCUGCAGACGUCCAAGUCGUACAGCGGGCCUCUCACGUCGAGCUCUUCUCCGCAGCUUUCGCUGGCCGAAGACGAUACCUUCAGCUUGGGCGACUUCGACGACUUCCGCGCCAUCCUCGCCCUCGCGACGUCACCGUUGAGCGAUGAUAUCUCCAGCAGCCCCAGCGGCUGGACCGAAGCCUCGAACCUCACCACCCCCGAGACCGGCUCAUCUUGGUCACCCCGAGGCAAGCUCACAGGCAACCCUGCCGCGCAGCCUCAUCGCGCAGUAGCGCAUGCCCAGAGCAACCUCGUGUCGAGCCUCGCCAACAGCGCCGGAUCCGGGGUGGGAGGACACCGCAAGAAGCUCUCGCUUGCCGACGCCAUGGCUAUAUUCGGCCAGAUGUCUCCGGCCACUUCCUCGGACGGAGAUGCCGGCGCCGCCUCGGGGCCCUUGCCGAGCCGGGUCAGGGAGCUCUCUCACGGCCGCGCAGAUAGCGUAUUGAGCUUCCCGGAGACGGUCUCUGGGCCAUCUUCGACCGACACCGAAUGGAGGGAGUUCAAUAGGCGCCCGACGAACUCGGAAACUUCUCUGCACGGCGCAGGCUCGGCGGGCCCCUCGAACGGCGCGCCGCUACACGGUGCGAGGCUCAUCGAUCCGCAGGAGAGGCACGGCCUCGGCAUCUUUGGAUCGGGUGAAGAGUCCCACUUUGAGGGGUCAGAGGCGUCUAGCCGCUCGUCGCGGAUCAAGACGUCUUCGAUGAGCGGCAGCAGCUUCACCGCGAGCUCGCACAGAAAGUCGGAGAGCUACCACUCUACGCAGAGCUCGACGGACAGCUGGGCACGGUCGUCCCGCCCCGUCGAGAUCGACCGACAGUCGAUCGACAGUGCCGACGAUCGCGACAGCGCACCGAACCGCCGCACAGCUGGCCGCAUGGUCUUCAGCGACAGCGAUCACAGCGUCAGCACAGCCGAGACCAGCACCGAUCCGCACGACCUUGGACCUCUGAGCACCAUAGCCGAGAAGGUCGAGGAGCAUCAACCCGAGCCUCGCCAGUCUGCCUCGGGCGUCUGCGGUCGGGCAGGCGUUGAGGUCCCAUCGACCCUCAUCGAGGCGCAUGCAAUGCCUGAUGGACAAAGUGCACGGCCGAUGGACGCUGCGUCUUCGUCGAUGCCGCCCCAGAGUCCCUCGAGCGCUUCGGGAACCCGCGCAUCUCCCGCAGUCAGCAGAAAGACCUCGUUCGGCGUCCUCGCUCUUGCCACGCCAACCUUUGGCAGUGCGCCGGAGCAGCGCGGGCGAAGCAAGGGCCACCAGGCUUCCGCAAGCGCCAGCGGAGCAUCGGUUUCAAACGGCACCGAGUCAUCAUCGACGCCGACGGCAUCUGCCUUUGGGCCAGGUACUCCCACAAAGCAUGCUCGGAACACGAGCGGUCCCGAUAGCCGUCGGCGGCCGUCUGCACCUUCGCUGCUUGAGACUGCUCCCAUCAGCGCGAAGUCAUAUCCAGGGCCAGAAUCGAGCAGCUUGACUGCACCGAUGCCUUCGGCGCCCUUCCCAGGCUCCUUCCUCUCGACCCCGGAUGCGAUCGGCGGAUCAGGCUUCGCAUCCCUGCCUGCUUCGCCGCUGACUGAUGGCGGCCCGGGCCAGACAAAACAGGGGAUACGCCGAAAGGCACGACCAGCGGCGCUGACCCUCAGCAAGUCGGCCACCAACCUGAGCGCUCCCUUUUCUGCGUCGGCCCUGUCGCCCGGCGGCGCUCUGCGCGGCGCACCGAGCCCGACUCGGAGCAGGGCACCGCCGCCUUCCGCUCCGCCUCCCGACGAACCGUUACCGCCUCUGCCGCCGACGCCCUCGUUGAUCUGUCCGAAAAGCCCGCUCAUCCUCAGUCGCAAGUCGAGCGCAGCCAACCUUGCCCGCGCGGCAUCCGAGGCGCCUCCGACACCGACCCUACCUCGGAGCACCCCAAGGACGCCCGCUCUCUCGUCCUUUUCAUCCCAAGCGCCGAGCGCUGCGAGUCCGCUGCCUAAGGACAAGCCCUUCUCCUUUCCUACGGUCGCGCCCGACCAUGUCUCGAGCAAGCGUGGCGACGACACCUUGCCAUCGCACUCGCUCGUGCGAAAAGCGGAGGCGCCGAAGCAGGGCGCGUACGGCGACGUCGGCCUCGAUUCGCGGCGCCCAAGCCUCUUGGACGCCCAGGUUUGCGGCGUCGGCUACUCAUCUUCGACGGAAGAGCUGGACGACAGCAGCGCUUUCCCAGGCCCCCGACGCCUUGACGGCGCGGGUGUCGCUCGAGGUGUGCCUGAUGCAGCGCCCUCCCCGACAGCCUCGACUGUCGAUCGGGGCAGCAUGAUCUCUGUCGAUUCGGGCGAGGGCACGUGCGAUGACGAUGCACAGCUCGCCGUCGCCACGACUCUGACUCGCGUCCCUUCGACGGCCGUGCGCAUGACUGUCUAUCGUGGCAAUGCAAGGGUCAGGACCCCGAGCGCCGCCGCUGCCGCCGCCCCGGAAAUGGUCACCUCUGCGCUCCCCGUCGAGCGUGCUCAAAGCGUAGGCGGACCAGCCUCACCUCUCCGUCCCGCAACGGCACCAGCACAAGCGCCAGCACCAGCUGAGACAUCGAAACCCGCAUCGGCAACUGCUUCGGCAGUCUCGGCCGUGCCCAUAAGCACUGUCCAGCGCAUGGCGGCCCAAUUCGAGGGGAAAGCGGUCAAGCAGGGACCGGGCGAGCCCAUGCGGGUCGUUGCGCCUGCCCCUGCGCCGUUCAAUGGCCGUCAGCAGACGGCACCGCCCUCGGCCUGGACCAGGCGCUUCGCCGAGCCUUCCUCGCACGCUGCCACCGCGAGCAUUGACAGUUCGGUGGCGGGCGAGCACGGUGGGGGCAUGAGAGCUGCCACCGAAGGCGGGCACGAGCGGCUGACUGAGAGCGCUCUCGAGAUGCGCAGCGGUCUGCCGCGUCGAGCGAGCUUCAGCAGCAUGCGCGCUCGACGCCUCGAGAUGCUCAAGGACAAGGCCGACUUUGCCGCAGCGGUCAACGACGAAGCCAAAGCUCGCAUCCUCAAACGGACCGAGGGGAGGUUUACCGAUGCGUUUGGAGAGGUCGCCUUUGCCUUCAAGCAACUGCUGGCCGAGAAACGCAUGCUCGAGCAGCUCGUCCGGGACAUCACGCCCCUCGAUGGACUAGGCGAGAACGGCCAAGGGCUGGCGGACUACAUCGUCGGACUGAACGAGCGUCUCGACAACAACACCGCCGAGAUUCGCAAGCUACUCGACCUCCUCGACCAGCAACGCAUCAUCAUUGACAAGAUGCUCGACACGCACCGCGCCGAGGUCGGAUCCUACCUCGAUGAGAUCGACAGUCUCCAGCACCACCUCGAGACGGCAAUCCACGAUGGCGAGGUUCACAGAUCGAACGCGAUCCGGCUGCACGAGGAGCUCGACCGAGCUCACCAGGAGCUCGUCUCGGCCAAGGCCGAAGCGCUCAAAGCGCGCAACGGCCUCCACGACGAGGGUACGAAGCGCGAAAAGGCCAGCGCACAGCUGAGAAGCGUGCGCGAGAAGCUCCAUACGACCGAGGCCGAGCUGGCUUCUCGGACCCAUGCGCUCAACGCGCUCCGGUCGGAGCGCGCCAAGGACAACGAGGCGCUCGAGGCCGAGGUCGGGCUGCUGCGCGAGACGCUGGCCAAGGCGGGCAUCCGGCCACCCCAGAUGCGUAAUGCGUCGCCGGGGCCUCACACGCGACGAAACACCUCGCCAGACCCGGGCAAGCAUGGCGAGAUCAGCGUCGAAGGCCUCGCACAGCGCGAACAAGCUGCACGUGCCCGUGGCAGCCCUGGGCACGUCAGCUGCGACGACGAUGCCGACAUCGAGGCCAGAGGACCGUCCGGCUCGGGGCGAGGCUCGCUCGAUAAGGUGACCGACGAUGCCGAGGGCCAUGCGGUCGGGACUUUGCGCGCCGCUGAGGAGACGGAACUGCUCGCGCAGCUGCGACGGGAGAAUGCCGAGCUCAAGAAGUCGCUGGUGGGCAAGGAGGCCGAGCUGGUCCAGGCGCGGCUGGGCAGCGCCGAUGGGGCCGUGGGCGAGUGGUCGGACGAUGCGUCGAGCAGCAAGCCGGCCUCGGAGACGGCAUCGGACGCCUCGUCGCUGACGGAGCUCAAGCGGCUGCGCGCCCAGCUGGCCGAGCAGCGCAACCGAGAGUCGCAGAUCCGCACCGCCUACAAGAUCCUGCGCGAGGAGCUGCGCAAGACCCAGACGGGCUUCCAGAGCGAGCGCCGCCGCAACUCGGGCUUCAGCCUGACGGGCCACGGCGGCCUGCCCCCCUCGGCCUCGUCGGGCAUCACCACGUUCGGAUCGCUGCACACCGACGACGACCCUUCCGUUGCCGUGGCCGGCAGUGGCGAGCCGAGCAGUCCGGCCGAGAAGCGGCGCAGCCUCUCGUCGGUCCAGCUCAAGCGGCUCAGCCUGCCGCUCAACGUCGAUCCGUUCGGCCCGCGUUCGGCCAUGGCGUCGGCGGAACCCUCGCCGUCGACCGCCGCAUCAUCCUAUUCGGGCCUCAACACGCCCCAGUCGGCCGGAUACCGGCCCAGCAGCGUCUACGGAGUCUCUGGGCUGGCGGGCAAGCGAGCCGGAGGCACGUUCCGCGUCGGGCUGCCCGUCUUCCCCUCUUCGCCGCACGACCCGCUCUCGCAGUCCAAGAGCCUCGACUUUUGA
Molecule: messenger RNA, 5139 nt
Organism: Pseudozyma flocculosa PF-1
Lineage: Eukaryota; Fungi; Basidiomycota; Ustilaginomycetes; Ustilaginales; Ustilaginaceae
Exons: 2
Coding region: 1-5139 (1712 amino acids)
Source: RefSeq, a predicted model, not a curated record